Plasmodium relictum is the source of this 792-nucleotide messenger RNA. RefSeq names its product superoxide dismutase [Fe], putative (gene SOD2). NCBI's taxonomy places the organism in Eukaryota, Apicomplexa, Aconoidasida, Haemosporida, Plasmodiidae. Gene Ontology annotation, molecular function: superoxide dismutase activity; metal ion binding. Bases 1 to 792 code for a protein of 263 amino acids. The transcript has 9 exons. Gene Ontology annotation, biological process: superoxide metabolic process. The record is from RefSeq and is a predicted model, not a curated record.
AUGAAUUUUAAUAUUUUUAUUUAUUUCAUAUAUAUUUUAUUUCUUGUAGAACAUAAAUAUUUUAAAGGUGCUCAUGGAUUAAAACAUAUUAGUAAAUUAAAUUAUAUAAAUUUUAAUAGGUUUCAUAAUUAUAAAAAUGGUCGAUGUUUUUCUAAAGCAUAUGAAAGUUUAUACGAUAGUUGGGGUAUUACGCCUUUAUGGAAUACAAAACCUUUCUCAUUAAUUAAAUUACCUUUUAAUAUUGUUAAUAUGUCACCCUUCUUAAGUGAAGAGUCCAUAAAGUACCAUUAUAGUAAACAUCAUGCUACUUAUGUGAAGAAUUUAAACACAGAACAGCAUAAUGAACUAAAAAAUUUGACAUUAGAAGAUAUAAUAAUAAAAUACAAAGGAUCCAUUUAUAAUAAUGCUGCCCAAAUUUUUAAUCAUAAUUUUUUUUGGAUGGGUUUAAAAGAAGAAGGAGGAGGGGAUCCAUACGGUGAAAUAAAAAAAAAAAUUGAUGAAUCCUUUAAUUCUUUUGAAAACUUUAAAGAUAUAUUUCUUAAAGAAGCAUCAGGCCAUUUUGGAAGUGGAUGGAUUUGGUUAAUAAUAAAAGAUAAAAAAUUAAAAAUUUAUCAAGGGCAUGAUGCUGAUAAUCCUUUAAAAGAUAAUGUUGGUAAUCCCAUUUUAACUUUAGAUAUAUGGGAGCAUGCAUAUUAUGUUGAUUAUAAAAAUUCUAGAGUUGAAUACAUAAAAGAAUGGUUUAAUAAAAUAAAUUGGGAUUUUGCCAAUUAUAAUUUAUCCAUUUUAAGUUAA